GCGGAUGAGGAGCUUGAGGCGACUCUCCCAAGGUCAUUCAAGGGAGGCAACUUUUGCUCUAGCGCCUCUUCCUCUUCCACAGCAUAAAUGAAUCUGGAAGUGGUGUGGUGCUUGUCGCCUGACCCUGUGGGCCUAGCGGACCCAGAAACUGACCAGGGAUGGCUCUGACUGAGUCUCUUCACACACCAGUGUGGGAUGACCUGCUUGGUUAGGCAGUGCCCUGGUGUCUUUGUCCAGCUGUUUGACUUAGCACCAGGCUAGGUGGAAUAGGCAAGAGCCCUCUUGGAAACUGGGGCACCGAGGGCUGACCAGCACUGGCCUGGCCUUGGCUGUAUUGUGGACCUUUGUUUCAGGUUGUGAAGGUAGCAGGUGUUUACGCCAGAGAGCUUGGAAGUGAGGAAGCGUAGAAAGGGACCACGGCCAUGACUGCUCCUACACAGAGAAACAGUCCCUGGUGGGGCGCAUCCCUAGGCACUGAUUUACCAAGGUGGUUUGGACUCCCGGUGCUGUGGGGCCCACCCAUGUCCUCUCUGCACCUGCCACCUCACUUGUGCCUCCUUGCCUGCAGCCCUCUGCUUUGCUGUGACCCGCUCACUGCUGCUGACGUGCCUGGUGCCGGUCGGGCUCCUGGCCCUGCGCUACUACUACAGCCGAAAGGUGAUUCUGGCCUACCUGGAGUGUGCACUGCACACGGACAUGGCUGACAUAGAGCAGUACUACAUGAAGCCACCUGGAUCCUGUUUCUGGGUGGCCGUGCUGGAUGGCAAUGUUGUGGGCAUCGUGGCCGCUCGGGCCCAUGAAGAGGACAAUACGGUGGAGCUGCUCCGCAUGUCCGUGGACUCACGCUUCCGCGGCAAAGGCAUUGCCAAGGCUCUGGGCCGGAGGGUGCUGGAGUUUGCCAUGCUGCACAACUACUCUGCAGUGGUACUGGGCACCACAGCCGUUAAGGUGGCCGCCCACAAGCUCUAUGAGUCACUGGGCUUCAGACACAUGGGCGCAACUGAUCACUACGUGCUGCCUGGCAUGACCCUCUCGCUGGCCGAGCGCCUCUUCUUCCAGGUCCGCUACCACCGCUACCGCCUGCAGCUACGCGAGGAGUGACCACCACCACCUGCCCACCACCCUGUCUGCCCCUGUUCACCUCUGCCCUCCUGCUCGCUGCCCAGUGCGGCCCUGCUUUCCAAUGCUCACCUUGGCGUUAGUUUGGAUUCUCCUUUUUCAGCGUCACCUGGCUGGUUCUGGGGACACAGGGCGUUGCUCCUCGGCAACACUCUGGUGGGGUAGAUUGUCUGCAGCCCCAGCCCUUGCCCCCCCCAGCCCAGCAGAGUGGCUCGUCAUGCCUUGAAGAGCAGCAUUGUGGACCACCUGGACUGUCCACAAAGCUGCCCAGCCUGCCUCCAUCAGGGAAGGACUAGCCUUGCCCGUCAAGCACAGAACCUCUACAACAAGCCCCACAAGGAGCAGACCCCUGGCCCCCAGCCAGGCUAAGGCUCAGCCAAUGGCCUCUGGAAGAGCGGCCUGCUGGGCUGGCCAGCCACUGCCCUGUGGGAGGCCAAGCUGGCCCCAGGCCCUGCUUUGCCCUGUGCAUGCUGAGGACAUGGCCUGGCUGCAGCAUGCCGCAUGCCACAGCCCCCUGCCCCGCUGCCCUGCCUAGUCUGGACCUCAGGUCCGAGCUGGUGAGCUCACUUGUCCUGUCCUGAGCUGGCCUCUGGAGGGCCUACCUGCCUGAUCCUAUCUUUCUGGUGGGGCCUGGCCUGGCCUAACCCGGCCCUAUCCAUUCCUGCUUUGCUUCAGAAUCAUCUUACCUCUUUCCCUUUGGUCCCCGUGCCUCCUUGCUCUGGCUGACUUGGCUGGUCACCCGGGUUUGGUUCCUGUAGCAAUCCAUUGCACAGCAUGGUGGGGAUUUCAUGGGGGUGGGGGGGGACACCUCCCCAAACACCUGUUAGAUCAGGUGACCCCCUCCCAGCCGCCCGAGGCCCUGUGGACUCAUGCUGUUUGUGGGGUCUGCCCUGUGAAUGUAACUAGCUCAGGCUGUUGUUGGCGAUGCCUGCCACAGCUUUUCCCAGCCUGAAACAACCCAUUCUCUAAUAAGUUACGUAGACAGAAUAGCACUCUGCAUGACUUUAAUUCCUGGGACAAAAUGGUAGUUUGAGCCUCCAGACACAAGUCUGUGUGGUGCUAGCAUACACGUGGUCUCUGGCCCCAUUUGAUGGGGGUGGGUGGCCGGGUAGGUGGAAGGUUUCAGUUUGGAGUAUGGAAGGAGACUCUAGUUUAGUGGAACUGCCCUCAAAGUGCAUCCCUGGUCUGUGAGGCCUCAGGCUGCCUCUGGAACCCCUGUGUGUAGGCCUGAGGACUGGAGGACCCUAAAGCCUCAUGGGAAGGGCUGGGCACUGCCUGGGGUGUGGAAGUUGGUUUUUUGUUGGGGUGGGUCCAGCCAUCUCACUAUAGAGUAUACUGCUGGACCAACUGCUCCUGGCCUCUCCUUUUUGAGGUCCCACUUAGGGUCCAGCCUGAAUUGGGGGGUGGCCUGGGACAGAGGAAGGAAGGCAGUGGAUGGCAGUGCUCGUGUGGCCAGCUGAAACCUGGACUUCGCUUCAGUGAGGGGUGGGGGGUGGGGGUGGAGCAUAAAGGCCCAUCCACACCCUCUGUGUGGGGCUUGGGGACAAGGAGUGGCAGGUCAGGUAGGCUAUAGAGCUGGGCCCCUGGCACCAUGGCGACAUUCUUAGAAAGGCUUAGAGUGAAUGAAUUGGUGGAACAAGCCCAGCUUCCUGAGGGGCCUUUUGUCCUGUUAGCAAUUGAGGCAUUUGCAGAACACUGUACAGACCCCGCUCUCCCCUGUACAUUCCUCCCUGGUGGUGCCCGGUCCCCUCUUGGGGAUGGGAGUUUUGUAGACUGUACAGAAAUUGGCACCCUAUUUUCUUGCAGCUCUCAGAUUUUGUUAAUCUGGAUUAUACAGACAGACGUAAAGUGUUUUAGCAAAAUGGAAAACAAACAGUUGUGCCUUUUUCCUCUUUUCUGUUUGGAUUGGUCUCGGCUCGGGGCUAGUCUUAGUUGCUGUGGGGGUAUAGGGACUGCUGGUGUCUGAGGAUGGGGGGAUCAGAGAUUGGUGGUGGGUCUGAGGUCUGGGUGGGCCUAACUGGGAGCCAGGUCUGCUGGACACCACCAGCUGCCAAGGCUUCUCUGAUCCUGUGCCUUUGGGGCCUGCAGUCUUUGGGGUUAGAAGGGCAUUGGGAUUGUUUGGGCCAGGGCAGAGCCUGGGGAUCCCACAGUCUCCUUGAUAUUGACCUGGGAUGAGUUCAUAGUAGAUUCUCCCUUCCUAGGAGCCUGGGGGGAAGAUGUGGCCCUUCUGGCUUAUUGGCACCUGUCUGCCUAAGGGGACCCCUUCCUGCCAAACAGCCCGUGGGUGAAGGAAAGCUUGCUGGGCUCUUCAUUAUUCGUUGUCUGCCUUGGGUUGCUACCAAGACUUGGUCGAGAUGUCAGGAAUGGGUGGUGGGGUAGGUUCCAGCUGUACCAGGAUGGAGCUUCACUGGGCAGUGUGCACCUUGGCAGGCCCGAGGCCCUGGGUUGGAGGGAGCUGAGCGUGCUGAUGACUGGGCCUGGCCCUGUCCUCUUUGUCCCACCAGGGCUGGGCGAGCUCUGCACAUGUGCACUGAUGUGAAUUUUCUGUUUGUUGAGAUUCUUUUUUCUACCUCUGUGGAGCCCUUCUCCCUGCUCCACCUGGUGGCCAUGUGCUUGGUGCAGCUCCUCUGAGUUUGCUGGCCAUCUCCCCUUCCCUCAGGCCUCCAAGCACCUGAGCUGGCCAGUACUUGUACUCUGGGCCUAUAAGGCCCAGGGAAAGCCAGCCUGGGGUCUGACCCUGUGCUCAGGAUCUUGUGGCUUCCAAGGACUUCCAGGAGUCCUAUUGUUUGCAAGGAAGCCUCUGUUUUAGAGUCGUGAGGGAGGGUGGAAGAGGUGGUGGGGUGUACCAACAGAAGAGACCUGGUGGCCCACUGCCCAGGCAGGUGUCUCUGCAGAUGCCUAGUCUGCUGGACAGCCAGGAGGCUGGCCUGCAUGUGCUAAGUGCUGGCCCUUAGGGUGGGGUGGCACACUCCUGAGUGUAGUGGGGUCAAGUCCUGGUGUUGAUGGCAGCCUCUCCCCUGUGCUCCCCCCCCCCCAACCCCGUGCUCGCCCUUCACCCUAGCCCUGCCCUGGGCUGGGCCGCAGUGGAGGGAUGUGCUAACCUGACUGAGGUGGUAGAUGACUGGGUCUGGGAGAAGGCCGGUGGUCUCAGGGGCUUGGACAGCUCCCUUCCUUCAUCAGGGAAGGGGACAAGUCAGAGCAGAGUCAGGGACACAGUGGAGGCGAGCUUUGGCUUUGGCCCGAUGCCUGGGACUCUUUAAGCCACAGGAUCCUCACUUGCUGCUGGAAAGCACCCUGGUCAGUCCCACUUGCCUCUGCCAGUCCCAGGUGGCCCCAUAGUCAUCACCUUCCUGGAGCUGGCUUCCAGGGCUGUGCCUGUGGCUAGAGGUCUGGGGACAAAAGUUUCUGGGUCUUUUGCUGGUGCCUGGGGCUUCUUGGGGGCUGGGCAUGGCUUCCUAGCUGGGUAGGAGCUGUGCAGCACCCUUGAGGCUACCUUUCCGCCAAGCCCCAGGGGGUGGCCUGAGAGAGCUGACCUGAGGUGGCUGUGUCUCCCUGUCUGUGGUAGCACUGCUGCCUGAACCUGUUGCUACCUGUUCUCUUGGUCAGUUCUGGCCUCAGUCAUGGUCCUGUCCCUGGCUCUUGGCUACACUGCUGGGUACGGGGCAGACCCUGGGCUGUGCUGCUCUUUGGUGCUGCCAUCACUGUGCUUCCAGCAGGGGAGGGGUCCAUGGGCAGAGCUUGCCUGGGUCUGGUUAGAAGAUGAGCCUUGACUUAACCACUGUUGGAUGUAUUUUUUUUUAAAAAAAAAACAGCAAUAAUUAGCCAUUUUAAAGAAAGGGUGUACCUGCAUAAAUGUGCAUACCCAUCUGUGUUGUGCAUCUGUGCACACGUGUGAGCAUGUGCAUCUGGGAGUAUGUGUAUGCAUGUAUGAGCAUCUGUAUGCGUAUGUGUGUGUGUGCACAAGCACAUGCCAUUUGUAAUUAUGUGCUCUCAUGUGACUAUAUGUGCCCAAGAAAUCACAUUCAUGUGUUGCAUGUGUGUGCAUGUGUGUAUGCGUGGGCAGUUUCAUAUGUGUAUGGAUGUGUGCAUGUAUGUGUUUGUAUGUGCACAUGUGUAGCAGUGGGAGAGAACCAGUGGGAACAGUCUUUGAUCUGGGAGCACUUUCUUUGUGAUAAGAAGCAGGGUCUUGUGGUUGUCUCUCACUGUGCCCACUCCCUCCCCUGCCCUGCCCAGCUCCAUGUGAAUGUAGCACAACCCCACCAGGCCAACUGAGCCUCCGCCGGCCCUGACUUCUGUGGCUGAGGUAGGGUAGAGAAGCUGGAAGCCCCUUGGACAGGACAGACUGUGUUUGGUCAGUGUGUGAGGGUGUGACACAGUGGUAGAUCUUACUGUUGUGGUUUGUUCCUGAAUUUGUACUGUGAGCCCAUGAUGGGGGUGGGGGUGUCCUGAGACCCCAGGAUGUGCCAAAAUAGCCCCUAGGGCCAGGUGAUGAGCCGAGUUCCCAAGAAGACAGGCUGGGGGCCCAAGUGGGUGUGUGCUCUGCCUGCACGGCCCCCAAUGCUGCUGUUUUUCAAUAAAAUCAGAACUGAAGGAA
Messenger RNA from Myodes glareolus (Bank vole), 5713 nucleotides. The record is from RefSeq and is a predicted model, not a curated record. NCBI's taxonomy places the organism in Eukaryota, Metazoa, Chordata, Mammalia, Rodentia, Cricetidae.